GGUGUGGCAAAGCACCAGUUUGCUCAAUGGUCUCUUGCCUUCCGGGAGCUUGCGGCCGCGAAGCAAAAAAGACUGACGAUCCGGUUCGCGGUAGAUGGAUGGUUUCCGCUUUGCCAGUCUCUACUUCACCCACCAGCGGCAGAGACCAAAAAACAGUUCGACAUAAUCGACACCACCGACCUCUCUUCUCCUUCGUUCUCCCUCAGCAUGUUUUGGUCCCCCUUUGCGGCCGGCGUUCCCGACCCGCCUGGCCUUCUUGGGCUGAUGGUUGCCGCCAAGCGAUUGCUUAAAGACCGGCCAUCUUCGACGCUGGUUAUGGACAACGGGGAGGGGGUUUCGCUGGUUGUUGAUGUUGAUGGCGAUGACAUGGACUCUAAUAACUCCAGAUUUGCUGAGGCUGCCAACUCGACGACCGGCGCGUUCAUUCUGGGUCUGACGCCGGUGGAAUAUUGGAGUAAUGCUAGUGUUAGGGCGACGGUGGAUGAGUGUCUUGGGGCUGCUGCGCAGUUGUAUGAUGAUGAUGACGAUGAUGAUGAUGUUUAUGCCGCUGGCGGUGGACUAGGUGAAGGGGCUGGCGUGAAGGAGAAGGAGAAGGAGAAGGCGGCUGCUAGGGUGAAGAAGUUGGAGGAAAACGGACUGCAGAUUAGUAAUCGGCUGUUGAGGAAACACUCUAGGUGGCUAAAUCCUGGGCAGCACGGCGGAAAGUGGAGGAAGCCAACGGUUGUCGUCGAUGCAAAGGAGUUGGCGGAGGCGGCGUGGAGGGUUUAUCAGAAUUUGGUGGUUUUCCAGAUCGAGGGCCAGCGGGUGGUGCAUCAGGGGCAGGAGCUGGUCAAGGUGUCUUGGGGGGAGGGUCUGUGGCAGACCCUUUUGGACUUUUUGGGUGUGGUUUGUGGGCAGUUUGAGACGGAUAGGGAGGAGUUCCGUCGGGCUAUUCUAGAGAAGAUCGGGGGCAAUUCCGUGCAGGAUGCCUUGCUGAAAAAGGCGUUGGAGGAGGUAUCUGGCUCUGAGUCGACGACGGCAACCGAGGCGGAAGCGGAUGGCUGCCCGGUGUUUACAGCAAGCUUUGAUGUCUCUUCGGGUAUACUCAAGACCAUCACCGGCCAUCUGGAUUUCAUCACGGAAGAGGACAAGCGGUUACUGGCUGAUAAGACCGUCCCCAUCAGUCUUCGCCAGUCUUCUCCUUGGACUAUCGACAUCGUCUUGGGCGCCGGGACACUUGUCAAACCACUCGUCUUCCCGACCCCCGUUCUAAAAGAAGGCAGCAAAACGCGCAUCGCUCGCACUUCAGGGUACAUUGAAGUGAUCGCGCCCGCGAUUCUCAACCCCCGAUCUGCGAUACCUGCCAGUGUGCUAGACGAGUACAUUUUCCCUACAGUCCUACAAGCCACCGACCCAUCGUCAGAGUCAUCCCAACUCAUCCCCGUCCCCCUCAACGCCGCCACGGUCAACCUCGACUCGCUCCCCAUCCUCUCCCUCUCCGACGCCUCUCGACUCUCAUUUCUCGGCCCCUUAGCUUCCUCCAUCUACUCACCCCGCGAACUCCGUGUGCGUCAAGCCGCUUUCGAACAGAGCCUAGAUGAAUCCAGCUGGGGCUCGGCAAGACUAACCCUCAAGGAAUCCUUCCUCACCAUGAUCAACAUCGCUGCCGGCCUGCAAGUGGGACAAUCCGGUCUUUUCGCCCUCAGCCCCGUUUCUGGGCCCGGGUCCGGGUCAUCGUCAUCGGAUGGUAGGCACAUCCUAAUCCUCGUCUCCGCCAUCCGACUCGACUGCAGCGCCCAGUCCGGUGGGGGGAUAAUUCUCGAUGCGGCCGUACUGCCGCUUACCCGCUCUUUGCUCGACAACACCAAAAAGUCCGCAUCCAGCGGCGGCGGCGACGGCGGCGACGACGACGACGAGGAGGACCUCCAAUCCUUCCUAGUCCUCCUCCGCACCCUCGAAUGCGUCGACCUCACCGUCACCGACGCCGAGCUCUCCCUCUGGAAAUCCAUCCUCCCUUCCUUCGCCGAACGCUGCCGUACCUGGUCCCACUCCCCCUCCUCCUGCGAAUACGUCACCACCGGCGGCCACGUCCCCCUGAGCCUCCAAAAGGGGGAACCAGUCCUCUGCACCUGCGGCACCGGCCAUUUCCCCCCCAACUACCUCUCCUUACCCCUCUGGGAGUCAGCAGCAGCCCGGCACGCCACGCGCGUGGCUAUUUCCGCUCCGUACUGCUCCCCCACCGUAGAAAGGGUGGUGUUCGAUCCGGUUUUGGCUAGAAAGAUUGCGGAGCGCGGGCUGGAGGAGGCACUCCGAAAAAAGGAGGAGAGGUGUAGGUGUUGUGGGAAGGGGGAGGAGGAGCUGGUUGAGGAACUGAAAGCGAAGGGGGGGGAGACGGCUGGGAAAACGGCGGAGGUGUUGAGGAAGUGUGCGAGGUGUUUGAAGGUUAGGUAUUGUAGCGCCGAGUGUCAGAGGAGGGAUUGGAAGACGCAUCGGACGGAGUGUGUGGAGAGUGAGGAGCAUCAUCGGUGAGGAGGGGGUAGAGAGGGGGUAGAGAGGGGAAAGUAGUGUAGUGUAGGUAGUGAAGCAUGUUUUGCAAUUUGAGUGUUGCAGCAUUCGGAACGUUGUGCAAUUUUAGAUAGGAAGCAUGCUGAGUUUAGCGAUUACUCGGUGGCGGAAUAUGCAUUGACGUA
Neurospora tetraspora is the source of this 2669-nucleotide messenger RNA. RefSeq lists its product as uncharacterized. NCBI's taxonomy places the organism in Eukaryota, Fungi, Ascomycota, Sordariomycetes, Sordariales, Sordariaceae. The record is from RefSeq and is a predicted model, not a curated record. The transcript has a single exon. Bases 208 to 2508 code for a protein of 766 amino acids.